GGGUGUGGUUUGUUUCAUAACGUCAAUCACACACAAGGCGUGACUAAGCAAUUUCAACAACUUCAGUAACAGUAAAACAAAGCGGUAUUGAAAACCUAUUUGUUUCGAAAAUUCGUUUCGUAUGCGUAUAUAUUUUACAUACUUCCUAAUAUUUAUUACAUUUAAAUUCGCGAAAUGUACGUAAAGCCGCUGUGCGUGCUCUGAGAUUGAUUGGUUACGUCUGCAGGAAUCAUGGCGUCCUGACGUCUUAAGCUGAGUUUUGUUAUCCAGCACUGAAGUAUGCAGAAAUGUGUUAGCCGGUGUGCCCUUACAGCGAGUUAUCUUCCGAUUUUAUGAUAUUGUCCACGGUUUUCGGUCGAAGUAUUAGACGUGUGUCGACUCUGUCCAUCAGAAUGAGUGAUCCGGCUGUCAAGAGGGUGGUGAGUGAUAUCAUUCGCUCUCCAGAAGACAAACGGGAGUAUCGAGGACUCGAGUUUACAAAUGGUCUGAAAGCCAUUCUCAUCAGUGACCCCACCACUGACAAAUCAUCAGCUGCCCUGGACGUCCACAUGGGCUCUUUGUCAGAUCCUGAGAACAUUUCAGGCCUGGCCCACUUCUGCGAGCACAUGCUGUUUCUGGGCACUGAGAAGUAUCCCAAAGAGAACGAGUACAGCCAGUUUUUGAGUGAGCAUGCCGGCAGCUCGAACGCCUUCACCAGCGGAGAGCACACCAAUUACUACUUUGAUGUAUCCCAUGAGCAUCUGCAAGGGGCGUUGGACAGAUUUGCCCAGUUCUUCCUCUGUCCCCUGUUUGAUGAGAGCUGUAAGGACCGAGAGGUGAAUGCAGUGGACUCUGAACAUGAGAAGAACCUCAUGAAUGACGCAUGGCGGUUGUUUCAGUUGGAGAAAGCCACUGGGAACCCAAAACACCCUUUUAGCAAAUUUGGAACCGGCAACAAGUUAACCCUUGAGACCAGGCCAUCUCAACAGGGCAUUGAUAUCCGCGAGGAGCUGCUAAAGUUUCACUCUACCUAUUAUUCCUCCAACCUGAUGGGAUUGUGUGUGCUGGGCAGAGAGACGCUGGAUGAAUUGACAUCAAUGGUGGUGAAGCUUUUCGGAGAGGUGGAGAACAAGAAUGUCCCUGUCCCAGAAUUCCCUACACAUCCUUUCCAGGAGGAACACCUGAGGCAAUUCUAUAAAGUGGUGCCAAUCAAGGACAUCAGAAACUUGUAUGUGACCUUCCCUAUACCAGACCUGCAGAAGUACUACAAAUCAAAUCCGGGUCAUUAUCUUGGCCACCUGAUUGGACACGAGGGUCCAGGCAGUCUUUUGUCUGAGCUCAAAUCUAAAGGAUGGGUGAACACUCUAGUUGGAGGCCAGAAAGAAGGAGCCAGAGGAUUCAUGUUCUUCAUUAUUAAUGUGGAUUUGACAGAAGAGGGGCUGUUGCAUGUCGAGGAUAUCAUCUUCCACAUGUUUCAGUACAUUCAGAAGCUGCGGACGGAGGGCCCUCAGGAGUGGGUCUUUCAGGAGUGUAAGGAUUUGAACACCGUGGCUUUCCGAUUUAAGGAUAAGGAACGUCCUCGUGGAUACACGUCUAAAGUGGCUGGACUUCUGCAUUACUAUCCGCUGGAAGAAAUUUUGGCUGCCGAAUACUUGCUGGAAGAGUUCAGGCCAGACCUCAUUGAGAUGGUGCUUGAUAAACUGAGACCAGAGAAUGUCAGGGUUGCAGUUGUCUCCAAAUCAUUUGAAGGACAGACUGAUCGGACUGAGGAGUGGUACGGCACACAGUAUAAACAAGAAGCCAUUACUGAUGAAGCUAUUAAGAAAUGGGACAAUGCAGACCUCAACGGAAAGUUUAAACUGCCAAUGAAGAAUGAAUUUAUCCCCACAAACUUUGAGAUUUACCCUCUAGAGAAGGAUUCCCCAUCUGCCCCCACUUUAAUAAAGGACACUGCAAUGAGCAAAGUUUGGUUCAAACAAGAUGACAAGUUUUUCCUGCCUAAAGCUUGUUUAAACUUUGAGUUUUUCAGUCGCUACCUUUAUGCAGACCCAGUGCACUGCAACAUGACUUACCUGUUUCUCAGGUUGUUGAAGGAUGAUUUGAGAGAGUAUACAUAUGCAGCCCGCCUGGCAGGGUUGGUCUAUGGCAUAGCCUCAGGAAUGAAUGCCAUCCUUCUGUCAGUCAAGGGUUAUAAUGACAAGCAACACAUCCUGCUGAAGAAGAUCAUUGAGAAAAUGGCCACGUUUGAGAUCGAUGAGAAGCGGUUUGAUAUCAUUAAGGAAGCGUACAUGAGGUCUUUGAAUAACUUCCGCGCUGAGCAGCCUCACCAGCACGCCAUGUAUUACCUCCGUCUGCUCAUGACUGAAGUGGCCUGGACCAAAGAUGAGCUCAGAGACGCUCUGGAUGAUGUGACGUUACCUCGUCUGAAGGCGUUCAUACCGCAGCUGUUGUCACGGUUACACAUUGAAGCACUUCUGCAUGGCAACAUAACCAAACAGUCAGCUCUGGAAAUGAUGCAAAUGCUGGAAGACACUCUCAUUGAGCAUGCUCACACUAAACCCCUUCUACCGAGUCAGCUGAUUCGCUACAGAGAGGUGCAGGUUCCUGAUGGUGGUUGGUAUGUAUACCAGCAGAGGAACGAGGUUCAUAAUAACUGUGGGAUCGAGAUUUACUAUCAGACUGACAUGCAGAACACCCAUGAGAACAUGCUGCUGGAGCUCUUCUGUCAGAUCAUCUCUGAGCCAUGCUUCAACACGCUACGCACCAAAGAACAGCUGGGUUAUAUUGUGUUCAGUGGGCCUCGCAGGGCCAAUGGGGUGCAGGGUCUGCGCUUCAUCAUCCAGUCUGAAAAAGCUCCCCACUACCUGGAGUCUCGUGUAGAGGCUUUCCUGAAGACCAUGGAGAAGAGCGUGGAGGAGAUGGGAGACGAGGCCUUUCAGAAACACAUCCAGGCACUGGCCAUUCGCCGUCUUGACAAACCCAAGAAGCUGGCGGCCGAGUGUGCAAAGUACUGGGGAGAGAUCAUCUCACAACAGUACAACUUCGACAGGGAUAAUAUUGAAGUGGCUUACCUGAAGACACUGACAAAGGAACACAUUAUGCAGUUUUACAGGGACUUGUUGGCCAUUGAUGCCCCCAGAAGACAUAAAGUGUCUGUGCAUGUGCUGUCUAGAGAGAUGGACUCUUGUCCACUGGUCGGAGAGUUUCCUGCUCAAAAUGAUGUCAAUCUGGCUCCUGCUCCAUCACUUCCUCAGCCAUCAUUGGUUCAGGAUAUGACUGAGUUCAAGAGGAGUCUGCCGCUGUUUCCCCUCACCAAACCUCACAUCAACUUCAUGGCUGCCAAACUGUGACCAGCAUCAUGGGAUUGUCAGAGACGCCCCAAUAUGGAGCCAGUAACACCAUAGUCUGUGUGUGAGAGUGUUUCUCUCUGUGUGUAUGUGUGCCUGUGUGCGUGCGUGCGUGUGUGUAAGCAGGUAUGGCCACAGCGCUGCUGCCUGUAACCCUUUCCGUUGUGCUCUGCGUCAGACAUGCUCACCUGAUUAUCUCAUAGAUACAAAGAAAACAUGCAAUGGUUGGUUCAUGUUGCUUCUGUCAGGAAAUUUGUAUAUCUGUGUACUUUAGGAAUCACUUGCUGGCCACGACAACAGUUCAUGUCCAAAUGCUGUUUCAUUAAUCUACACCACUGUUUAGGAAAAAACACAAGAAACUGCCUGGAGAGGCUUGUUCAGAGAAGUCUCUCCUGAAAAGGAAACGAAACUGGCCUUAAAAUGAUUUUAAUCAGCGAUCAGGUUUUUCUGGCACCUUUUUUAAAACGUUUAAUUUAAGUCAUUUGCUUUUGAGUUGUUUUUAGGUUCUGUGCAUGUUGGCAGAGUUUUAUCUUUAAGGAUGGUGAUUGUAAAUGCAAGGUGGUCACAACUUGAUGGACUUUUUGUUUUAUUUGAGUUUGAAAAAAUAUAAUAAACCAUUUUUAAUAUAAUUUUCUUUUCAGUUACUUUUGUCCUUUUAAAAAUUUCAUAAUAUACACCAAACCUGUUUUUUAAGCUAAACUCGGUUUCAUAAUAGUUUGUGAAAACCUUAAGAAUGUUGUUUGUUUUUUCUUAAUAAAAAGUUUAAACUUAAUUUAUUUUUUUGGAAAUAAUUUUUUCAUCUCCCUAGUGUUUAAAAGUGUUAACUCAACUGUUUAAUCCAUUCAGCCAAUCUCCAAGUCUGACGGGAACACUUUUAGCUUAGCAUAAAUCGUUGAAUUGGAUUAGACCAUUAGCAUAUUGCUCAAAAAUCAACAAAAGGAAUGUUAUUUAGAUCUUGACCCAUCUGUUGUUACAUUGUGUGCUUUGACUGAAAAUGAAAAGUUGCUGUUUUCUAGGCUGAUAUGGCUCAGAAUUAUACUCCUCAUGACAUAAGGAAGGAACUUUGAUUAAAGUUGGUGGACUUUCGUGCGCUAAGCCUAGCUAGAUUUAGAAUUAAAUCAACUUUUCAGUUUUUGUCACGCUUAAAAUUGAAAAAUAUUAUAAGCUCAUUUGAUCAUUCCAAAGCAAGAUGCUAAUGGUCUAAUCAAAUUCAAUGAUUUAUGCUAAGCUAAACUAAAAGUGCUCCGGCCAUGGAUUACAGAUGGGACACUCCACUGUUUUUUUGGAAAUACUCAUUUUACAGUUAAAGAGAUGAGCUUUACCAUUUUUUGAUCAGUUCAGCCGAUCUCUAGGUCUGGCGGGAACACUUCGCUUAGCAUAGAUCAUUGAAUCGGAUUAGACCAUUAGCAUCUUGCUUAAAAAAUGACCAAAUGGAUUUUUCUUAUUUAGAUCUUGACUUAUCUGUAGUUACAUUGUGUACCAAGACUGACUGAAAAUGAAAAGCUGCUGUUUUCUAGGCUGAUAUGACUUGGAAUUAUGCUCCAAUUUAAGUUCCUUGAUUAUUAUGUCAUAAUGAAAGUUGGCACUGUGCCUAUUGGUCUACAACAGUGGUGCCUAAACUCAUUCCUGGAGGGCUGGUGUCCUGCAGAUUUAAACUCUCUAAAUUGCCUCAACACACCUGUGCGAAUGUUUCUAGAAAGCCUAGUAUAAGCUUGAUUAGCUAGGGUGUGUUUGAUUGCUUUUGGAAUUAAGCUUUGCAGGACAUGGGCCCUCUAGGAGUUUGGGCACCCCUUGCCUAGAAAAUAUCAACUUUUAGUUUCCCGUUGAUCUUGAUACAUGAUGUAACUCAUGCUAAUCAUGCUUGAAAUUGGAAAAUGUUUGAAACUUAUUUUGUCAUUUUAAAGCAAGAUGCUAAUGGUCUAGUCCGAUUCAAUGAUCUAUCCUAAGCUAAGCUAAAAGUGCUCCUGCCAGGCCUGAAAAUGGCAAAACCCAACUGUUUAACUCUAAGGGAGUUGUACAAGAAGUGUACAAAAAAGUGGAGUGUUAGUUCAGAAAUUCACACCAUUAAAUUCAUUUGAAUUAAACAAAGGCAUCUUGUGUCGCACGAAUGAUGCUGAUUGUAAUUUCUGAGAUGCUUGCUUUGAUCCACAUAAUAUAUGAGAUGUUAUAGAGCUCUCCUUUAGCUGGGUUUAUUUGAUCUCUGAUGUCUUGUGAUUAUGCACUCUUCACAAGCAAUAACAUGACUUAUCGGACCUAAGACUAGUGUCUUAAACUCUACCAGCUGUUGUUUUUGACACGGUUUGAGCUUAGUUUCGAGAAAUAAGUUGGAAGUUGGUCUGUGCUCAGAAAACCCUGUCUGAAGGCUGUAAUUUAUCCUGCAGCGUCGCAGGAACAUCAUGUUAGUUUGUAACUUGUGCGCGUGUCCUCAUCUCAGGUGUGUGUGUGUUAGCGUUGACCAAGUAUUCUUCAUUACUUGUCUUUCUACUGCUGAGAUUUAUUCUGGACUUACUCAGGCGUUUCAAAUCGACUGUAAUGCUGCAUUUUUUUUUAGAAACCUGACCAGUCUCCAUGUCAAAAUAAUCGUUCUCAGCAAAUCAGCCACUUUGAUCUGGGUUUGGUUGUUCCUGUAAGAUGGAUAUACUCAGGCAUCUCACUGCAUAGGUGUUUGGUUUUUAAUUCAUAGAAGUAGUUCAUUCAGAAGUGUAAAUGAAGUUGUUGUUUUUAUUUCUUUCACAUGGUGAAUCCUGACAUCUUUCUUUUGAAGGAGGACUUUUUUAUUUUAUUUUCCAUGCCAUAAAAGUUAACAGGAAACCAGAUAAAUUUUUAAAUCUGUAAAAUUAACUUGUGCAAUAUAGUUUAAGUCUUCUGAAGCCUUUUGAUGGUUGUGAAAUGAACAAGUUUGUAGCAAAAACGCUGGGAAAAUAAUUGUGCAGGGCAUAAAAAAGGCCUAUAAUUAAACUGAAGUGUCACAAGUAAUGCAAAAAAUAAUUUACAAUGUCUGUUUUGCUGCUUAAAUAACUCCAAAUUAAAAAUUGGUUAAAAUUAUAAUUAAAAAUUAUUAUAAAAAUUAUAAAAAUUAUUUUAAUUAUACUGAAAGUAAAUAUAAGCUGAAAAGUGACAGCUUCUUUAAAAUGUUAUAGCAUGUUGUAUAUUUUAAGUAAUUAAUAUUUGUCUGUCCAGUACAGUCAUAUCAUAUGGCUUCAGAAGAUUUAGAAUAUAGUUGAUCAAGUCGUAUGGACGUGCUUUUAUGCUACUGUAUUUAAGCUUAAAAGAUAAAGUCCAUCUGAAUAAGAAAGCUGUCACUUGAGUUUUUCCAAACCAUCAUGAGGAAUAAAUAUGGGGUCCACACCAUCAAAUAAUCACUGUUUGGUUUAAAAACGACAAACAAAAAACUUCUGUUAUGUUUGUAAGGACAUGAAUGUAAUGACAGUAUAUCUUCAUCAUUAAUUCUGGGUCGAUGAAUGUGUUUAUUGUAUGGAAAAUGCAGCUUGGACAUUCUGCUAAACGUCUUGUUUCAUUAAAUAAAGGUAAUACAGGUUUGGAAUGGCUCAAGGGUGAAGGAAUUGCUUUGCUAUAUUUAUUUACAUUUUAACAGGUGGGUGGGAUGAACUUUUAGAUUCUGUUUUAAUCCAAAGAUGCAUUUUCGCAUGCAAUCGGAGCAUCUGUUGCACCCUGAAUCCCUUUAAACUAGAAUCAGCUCCGAGUUUCUGUAGGUCAGUGACUGAAACAGAUGCUUAUGAUUGUUCACCAUCCCCUUUAACCUGAUGUCACGUUGUUUGCUCAUACUGUGGUCAACAGUAGACAGAAUUUUUAGAGAUCUAAUCUAGAAGAGCAGGCUUUAAUGAGCGUAACUCUGCAUGAACGAGUCAAAGAUUGUUGCAUUCUGGUCCAAGUCUGGGCUUUUAUUGGUUGAGAUUACUCUUGCUGACUGUUGCAUUCAGUUUAUUAAAUGGUUUUGAAGUUCGACAGAGCACUGGGGAAUGUGUAUCUGCAGAAGAGCUUUCUUUGUUUUAUUAUAAUUAAACAAUUGAAUCAA
Danio rerio (zebrafish) is the source of this 7362-nucleotide messenger RNA. Lineage: Eukaryota; Metazoa; Chordata; Actinopteri; Cypriniformes; Danionidae. The record is from RefSeq and is a predicted model, not a curated record.